This is a messenger RNA of Cynocephalus volans (Philippine flying lemur), 762 nucleotides long. RefSeq names its product C-type lectin domain family 3 member B (gene CLEC3B). The record is from RefSeq and is a predicted model, not a curated record. Bases 76 to 684 code for a protein of 202 amino acids. Gene Ontology annotation, biological process: bone mineralization; ossification. Lineage: Eukaryota; Metazoa; Chordata; Mammalia; Dermoptera; Cynocephalidae. The transcript is spliced from 3 exons.
GCUGUGACUACCACUGCUUUCCCACCCAGGCCCACUGUAGACGGCAGCAGCAGCAGCCCCCGCCCGCACAGCAGCAUGGAGCUUUGGGGGGCCUACCUGCUCCUCUGCCUCUUCUCCCUCCUGACCCAGGUCACCGCUGAGCCACCAACCCCCAAGGUCAAGAAGGCUGCAAAUGUCAAGAAAGAUGUCGUGAGCCCAAAGAUGUUUGAAGAGCUCAAGAGCCAGCUGGACAGCCUGGCCCAGGAGGUGGCCCUGCUGAAGGAGCAGCAGGCCCUGCAGACAGUCUGCCUGAAGGGCACCAAGGUGCACAUGAAAUGCUUUCUGGCUUUCACCCAGGCGAAGACCUUCCACGAGGCCAGCGAGGACUGCAUCUCGCGCGGGGGCACCCUGGGCACGCCACAGACGGGCUCGGAGAACGACGCCCUGUACGAGUACCUGCGCCAGAGCGUGGGCGGCGAGGCCGAGAUCUGGCUGGGCCUCAACGACAUGGCGGCCGAGGGCUCCUGGGUGGACAUGACCGGCGGCCGCGUCGCCUACAAGAACUGGGAGACGGAGAUCACCCUGCAGCCCGACGGCGGCAAGGCCGAGAACUGCGCCGCCCUGGCCGGCGCGGCCAACGGCAAGUGGUUCGACAAGAGCUGCCGCGACCAGCUGCCCUACAUCUGCCAGUUCGCCAUCGUGUAGCCGGGCGGGAGGGCGGAGACCUUGCAGCCCCGGAUCCCCUCCGGGAGCCUGGAGCCUCCUUUUGCAAAUAAAGUUGGU